UGAAGUGUCUCCUUUCUCCAGAUGUGUCCAACAGUGGAAGAGAGGUGGACUCUAUGAAAACCAGGAAAAACUCUGAUGGACAGUCAGUAACAUCAGAAGAACAAAGACAGAAAUUGAUGACUGAGAACAGACAGAACAGCAGCCGAAGAAGUCGCAGAAAAGCUGCAAGGAUGGCUCGAGUCAGGGACCUCUUUGCUCAAAGAGAUGGAGGAGCAAGUGUCACUGAACCAGAUGAGUCACCUCAAGAAAUAAAACAGACAGCUCAAAAAGAAACCCCAGAGGAAAAACACAUAGGUGUGCAGUCAUUUUCUGAUGGGAACAGCAAUACAGAAGAGUCUCAGUUUGUUUCUGAAUCUCUGGAAAUGUGCAGCAAGCCUCUCCUCAAUGUUUUACAUGAUACGUCACCAGCACAUGACAGCACGUCUAACACUGAGUCAGAGAAACCUGACAGCAUCACUGUGGCUGACUCAGCCGCAUUUGAAGGAGGUGAGAGUGUCACUGAUAUCCCAGACAGCCCAUUGUAUUCAACUGAUGAGUCUGGUCCUGCAGAACAGCAAAAUGUCAAUGACUUUAUCAUCAAAGCUGAGGAAAGCUGUCAGAAUCAAUACACAAGUUCUCAAUCUACCAGCAACACAGCAGCAGUGAGCAGUGAAAGCCUCGUUAGCCAGACCUACAGCUUCACAUUUGGAACUGUGGUUGCUCCGCUGUAUCAUCAGGUGUUUGGCAGAGCAGGAAGUGAAAGUCAGAGCACAGGUGAUGGGGGAAAUCCUAUACGGGAUACUCUGAAUACUGCAGACCUAAAUGCGCACACCAAAAUAAGACAGAUUAGCUGUAUUGAUUCAACAGAUGCUACAAGUAAAGAUGACAAAGUUCAAGUAAAUUUGAUAAAUAAUCAGGAAUCCAACCAUGAAUGCUUAAAUGCAAUGCUAAUUUGUCCUCCUACUGAAGAACAAGACAUGAGUUUGAAGCUGUCAACAAAUGAAGUCCUGGACUGUGCAGAAACUACACAGGAUCCAGCUGGAAUAGAAAAUUCAGAACACAGUACAAAUGCCUCUAAAACUCCAACACCUCUUUUAGGAGACACAUUAGGACAUCCUGAAACUGUAAACAUGUUAAAUAGAGAUUUGUUGAAUCCACAAAUACACUCUGAGAGUUUAUAUCUCCAGGGAGAAGAACAGGAAGACAAACUAACCCCUGACCUCCAAAGCCAAACCACAGAAGAAACACCACAGAGUCAGCUGCCAGAGCCCACAUGUAAACAAAUUGAAAUUUAUCUCGCUGAAACACUUGCACAAAGUGAAACACAAGAAGUGAAGAUCAGUCUGCAGUCAUCGUUUAAAGCACUUCAACCUUCUCAGAGUGAGCGUGCUGUUAAAGAGACAGAGCAGCAGACCAGCAGAAGAGGAGAGGAGGAGAGUGUGGAGCUAAACAAUGACCACAACAAUGGUACAACUGAGGCUACACCAAAAACCAACACAUCUCCAAAGGAGGAAAAACUGUUAGAAGUGUUACAUGAUGUGAAUUUGAACCACAUUGAUAAUUCAGUUACAGAAAAACCUGAGGAUAGUGUUGAAAUUUGCUGUGAACUUGAGAAAAGGGAUUUCACAACACCGGAAACAUCUCUGGAAACUCGGGAUAAAACUAAUAACAUGGAAAAAGCUAAUAAAGUGACGUACAACUCACAUAAAGGUGAAACAGAGCUGCCCACUGACAUUAAGGUAGUUGGUGAGGUAGCUGAAUCCAUGACAAAAACAACGAUAAAUGAGUAUGACAGAUGUGGUGACAUGAUGGUGGGGCUCAAAGAUGAAGAAUCUUUGGAAGACAGAGAGCAUUGUGAAACAGAAGCUGCUGUUCCAAAACAGGAUGUGAGCUCUUGUUUGACAGACAUUACUGAGGCCAAAAACUGGGAAAUGAUGGUUGAAGAGGAGGAAAAUAGCAUAUUAACAAAUCAGGAGGAGUAUGAGUCAAUUAAUUUAAAAACAGGCACUGAAGUAAUCGAGAGAGACACUACAGAGCAGAAAAAAGAGGAAUUUACAGAGGAAAUCAUAGCUGCAGGAGUACAGAAGGACAAAGCUGAUAAUGCCGUGAGGUUAGAGGACAAGGAAUGGAUGAGAAAGGAAGAAAUUGCUGAGACUGUGACUGGAUUAGUUUAUGUUCAAGUCACAGAGGUGGAAAAGAAGCUUGGAGAGGAAGAACAAGCUGAUGGAAAGAGAACAGAGGGACCAAAGCAGACAGAGGUGCAGAAGGAGAGACACUUUGUAGAGGUGCAUGAGGUCAAUAUCGAAAGUGCAAAUGUGCAAGAAGAGGAGGAGUUAGAGGAAAAGGAAAAAAUUGAAACAGACUUGAUCGAUGAUGCUGAAGCAGGUGUGGAGUUGGAGGAUGAGAUAAAACCAAAGGAGGAAAACAGAGAGGAGGUGAAUCCAGAUUCCAAGGAGAACGACGUUGAGGUGGAGAUUGAAGGUGCAGAGUCAUGCGUGGUAACAGAGGACAAACAAGAUGAAGUGUUGUGGUCAGAGGGAAGGUUAGACAGUGCUCAAAAUGAGGCUGAAGAGGAUUUAUCUGCUCUGGUGAACAGUAAGGAGGAGGGUGUCAAUGAGAAAGAAACUGACAAAGAAAAUACAGAAGAAGGGUGUAAUCUACACUUCCACACUGAAAUCCGUCUUUGCAAGGAGGACGAUUUUCAAAGCAACACGACUGUUACACAUGACCGAUCAGAAGCUGAGGAGGGAUGCUUCACUGCAGAGGCAGCUGAGAGCAUUUUAGCAGAUGAACCUGAAAUCGACCAAACAAGUUGUGUCAGUGCUUCAUCAGAGUCGGACUCAGACGAUGAGGUGGAGCUGUACAUGCACUGUCUGAGGGCUGUUCACACAGGAGCUCAGGCCCGUAAGGACCGCGGCAAAGAUGCAGGUUUUACUGUGAGCAAAAGGCCGUCUGUUAGCCGAGGCAAACUGCUGUCCAUGCCGUCCAUCAGUGAAUCUCUGGACGAAGAACAACACCUCAGCCACCUUAAGGGGAAUGAUGAUGACGGGGAGACAGCAGCCGUCACCUCUCUGUCAGGAUCCAGUGGACAGGAAAGCAUCAACAGAAAUGUUUCACGGUGGAAAGAUAUUUUUUCCUGCAGCAAUAUCUCAAAAACAUUGUUAUACACCACCUUGUUAGUGAUAUUUUUAGUUGUGGCAUACCGUUAUGAUUUUCUUGCCUGUUUUGGCCUCUAUUUGAUAUCCGUGGUUUGGCUCUGCUGUCAAGGAGACAGGCAACCAGUUAAAAACAACAAAAUAGGCUGAAUUAGAUUCAAAGAACCAGUUUCAAUAGAGAUUUUGUUUAAAAUGGACUUCUGAGGUGCCGAAGGUGUAGAGUGUGGAAGGUAGAUUGAUGUUUUUUCUACAUGCAAUCAUAACAUUUGAUGUUUUCCUAGUUCACAAUGACAGAAAACUUAACGAGAUCAUACAAUAGUUUUUAUGGGCAUUCAUUUUGUUGCAUAUCAAUAUACUUCAGUAUGUUCCCUAUGGGAGGAUGGUAACUCUCUGUUGUCAGAGUAUGAACCAAUUUUCUUGAUGCUUUCCUGUAUAUAAAACUUGUUUCACUUCAGCCAACAGGCUGUCAAACGUUGCUCACACUGAUCAGUUCUACAGAGAGCUAAUAGUUUAUGAGGUGUAAAUAACACUUAGUAGUGUGCUGUGUGUAUGGCUGCUGCCAUAGUAUUUGUGUACGAUACAUUUAGUGUUCUUUACAAUAAAAAUAAUGAGUUAUACAACAGAGAAAAAUGUAGUGGUCUGUUUUGAUUCUACUAUUUACUGUACUAAUAGUAGGAUAGUAUUUAUAUAGUAUAGUAGU
Acanthochromis polyacanthus (spiny chromis) is the source of this 3834-nucleotide messenger RNA. RefSeq lists its product as uncharacterized. The record is from RefSeq and is a predicted model, not a curated record. Lineage: Eukaryota; Metazoa; Chordata; Actinopteri; Pomacentridae. The transcript is spliced from 2 exons. The coding region runs from base 54 to 3284 and encodes 1076 amino acids.